AUGAAUAAAGGAGCUGAGAAGAAGAGAACCUCUUCAUUCAAUAAAUAAACAAUGAAUUUCAUAUGUGAUAGAUAUGAUACACAGCAAAAACAAUUUUAUUGUCCAAAAUAGAAAAAAGAUGUUAAUAAUCUAAUAAACAAUCUAAAAUUAAAAUCAUCUUGUGAGAAUACUUCAAUGAUGAUUCCUUAAAAUAUCUCUUUAAAGAAUGUAUUAACUAGUCUUACUAAUAAAUCUCCUAAAAAAUAAAUUAAAAAACAUGUUAAAAAGACACCUAGUACAUCUUUACAUACACCAUUAGACUUUACAAUAAGAAAUAUUGAAUAGUAAUCUGAAUCGAUAAAGUAUUAGUAAUCUAUAUUAAAUUAAUAAUCUCAAUAAACGUCAUACCGAUCAUUAUUAUAACACAACAAACGUAAUUAAUGGGUAGAAUUAAUUAAUCAAAAAAGCUCUAAUUUUAUUCAAUAAGAUUAAAUAGCAAUAACUGAAUAUAGGUAAAAAAAUAUUAUAAAAUUAGAGCUUAAUAAGAGAUACAAUUGAUGAAUAAUUGUGAUUGGAAACAUUCCUACACAUUUUAUAAGGAAUGUAGAAAUCAUCAAGAAAUGUAAAUUAUAGAUAACUUGGAAUUUGAUUGUUGGAAAGAAACCAGAAUGAAUCGUUUGAUUUUGCGUUAAGCAUAAUGA
Molecule: messenger RNA, 680 nt
Organism: Paramecium sonneborni
Lineage: Eukaryota; Ciliophora; Oligohymenophorea; Peniculida; Parameciidae
Source: the annotation of a GenBank genome assembly